Molecule: messenger RNA, 1820 nt
Organism: Musca domestica (house fly)
Lineage: Eukaryota; Metazoa; Arthropoda; Insecta; Diptera; Muscidae
Product: otefin
Exons: 1
Coding region: 223-1578 (451 amino acids)
Source: RefSeq, a predicted model, not a curated record
UAGUCAUUGCAAAUACAACCCUGUGUUUGGCUUUCUUUUGCCAAAUUUUUUGAAAUUCAUUCAUUCUGGAUUAUUUUCGCAACAGAACAAGUUUGAAACCUGUCUUUUGUGUUGAAUUGAAUAACGUUUAAGUGUCUACACGAUUUGUGUGUGUUUUUUGUUUGUUCGUCUAAACACUUUGUUGUCCAACCAACAAAUUAAAAAAAGAAAAAACCUGGAAUCAUGGCCGCUUUGGAAUCGCUGAGCAACAAAGAAUUGCGUCAAAAAUGCAUUGAAUUUGGAAUGCCGAAUGUACCGGUAACAGACUCGAGCCGUAAGAUACUCAUACGCCGCUUGGAGGCUGUGAUGUCGGGUAAACCUGCUACGACUCCUAAUAAGACAAAUCGUCGCGAAACAAUGCAUGUCUCAAAGCCAUCCGAAAUGGCGUCAUCUGCUAAAAUUACAGCGGCAGCAGUCAUCAAUAAUAAUAACAACAAUAGCACCACCAGUGGAAAACCAACGGCUGCCAACAGGCCCUCAAGACGUACCAUUGCUGCUACGGAGAGACAUGUAACCACCACAACAACAGUAAGUGAGCCAGAGUACUCAGAUGUUUCACCUGAUCGCGGUGAGGUGAUUACACAAAUGUUGCCGCCAAAAGCUAAGACGCCAGAAAAACAAACUUUGUACCCCAAAUUACCGGCCAAAGAGCCCUCACCCAAGCCACAGGUGUUGAGUAAAACUGGUGUUGUCUCGACCUCGUAUGUUCAGGAGUCGAGUAUUAAUAAGACUUAUGCUGCACCUACCAUUGAGGAUGUUGACUCGACGGAAGAUGAAAUUGAAGAGGAGAUCACAAAACCUAUGGCAAGUGUGCCUUCCUACAGCUCCAAGUCUUAUGUUCCCCUAUCGGAAUCAAAAGUGACCACUUCUGCAUCAAUGCCACCAUUGGCCUCUACACUGAGCUCCAGCACCCGUUACAGUUCUUUGAAUAGUUCAUAUAACUAUAACAGCAAGCCAAGUUCAACAACACUGAGCAAUAUCAGCACAAGUGUGCGUAAAAAUUACGAGCCACCGCCAACAUUGAGAACUUCUUAUCAACAACCCAGGGCAGGAAGUACACAAAAAUAUGUUACCACACCUGAGCCAUAUGAUGUCGAAGAUGACGACGAUGAAGAGGACAUGGAAGAUGACGAUGAGGAUGAUGUGGUCCUAGUUGAGGAUAGUCCCAUUGCUAAGGAUGACAUACAAACACCAUUUCUUAGUCAGUUUGCACGUAACUUGGAAACACUUAAGGCCACACCGAUACGUCACUCUAUUGGACCCACGAAAAUUACACCACCCAAAUCUUCAGCAAUGCGUCAGCGUGAAACGGCCGCUGCCUAUAGUCGCCGUACCAUAGGUGGUGGCGGCGGCGGAUCUGGUGGUGGCGCCACAAUUUCAGCACGCCGCUCCUAUAUGAAAAACGAACCAGAAGAAUCACCAUUCCGUCAAUUCGUAAUGGCCCUGGAGGAAAAAUAUCAUCUUAAGCAAACUUUUAUUAUAAUUUCUGUCUUUAUUAUAGCCAUAUUUAUUUAUGUUUUCUUUAUACAAAGUGUUUAGAUGUAUGUGUAUGUAUCUCGUUUAUGUAAUUGAAUCCAGUGUUUUCUUUUCUGUACACCCUGUUUGGGAGCUUGCCAAGAAUUGGAAAAUGUUUUCGUGUUUUUGGAACAAAACUAAAUGGUCGUUAGAAUGUUUUUUUUUUAUUUUUUAUGAAAAUUUGUAUUUUUGAUAUUUCAAUUUCAGCUUUUUUAUAAAUAAAGAGAGAAAAAUAUUGUUUAGUUCAACACUUUAUAAAAAUGAAA